Molecule: messenger RNA, 2522 nt
Organism: Triplophysa dalaica
Lineage: Eukaryota; Metazoa; Chordata; Actinopteri; Cypriniformes; Nemacheilidae
Product: protein phosphatase 1, regulatory subunit 15B
Exons: 3
Coding region: 235-1689 (484 amino acids)
Biological process (GO): response to endoplasmic reticulum stress
Cellular component (GO): endoplasmic reticulum; protein phosphatase type 1 complex
Molecular function (GO): protein phosphatase regulator activity
Source: RefSeq, a predicted model, not a curated record
UUGUAGUGGAGUGGUUACAUUACUUUGAGUCGUUUCUCGCCGUCGCGCUUUCAUUUCAAAGGUGUUCUUUCAACGGGUUAUCAUGAGGACCUCGACAGCUUUCGCUCGGAGUUAACUUUCACAUAUUUGGGAGGAUGUGGCUUCCAAAUUUCAAUCAUCAGCCGAUUAACUGCGACAAGGAAAACACACAAAGGGACGAGUAUCAGAAUACGUGACCGGUUCUUGUGUACUAAGAUGGAGAGGAGCGUGUGUGAGCGGACCGCGCUGCAGCGGUUCGGUGACAGCGGGAUGAUGCUGCUGCCCUGGACCAAACACAUACUGUGUGUGCUGUGGGAACAUCUGCGACUGCUGGUCCAGGUCAUCUGCUGUACUUUCAUGACAGUUUUCCAGAUGUUCAGGUUUGAAGUCCAUCUGAGAAUUACAGAUGAGACGGGUCAACACAUUCAGCACAUGACCAGGGGGUCUGGAGACCCCUCUGACAACUUCCUGCUCUCUUCUUUGUUUGAAAACAACAAAAACAUGGUUGUUGGAGCUUCAAAAUUUGCCAGGGACCCCUUUGACGUGAGCUCUCACUCCAGAGCCGUUCUGUCAAGUCUUGUCAACGAUGAACCCUUCUGCUCCCUGGUGGACGACUUUGUGUCCCAUGCAACAGAGUGUCUCACCGACAGCGAGGAUCUAUAUAUCGGCGAUCGCUCCGUAUGGAAACACGGAUACGACUGGAGUGUACUGGGAGGUUCGGAGAGGAAAUGUGGAGAGAGUCCCAUUAGUUUUACAGCAUGCAUGUCAGGAUUUUCUUCUAAAGAGAUUGUAAAUCACGAAAAGGUCUCUGCGGAUCCUGACAAGUGUGCUUCAUCUGUAGAGGCUGCUCAAGGUCCGGGUCAACCUCAGUCGCUGCUAGGUCAAUUCUCAGACAGCGAGUUCAGUUGGGGCAGCACAGACAGCUCCUGUUUAGAGGGAGAAAGAGAAGAAAACGACAAACUCUGGGAUCUUCUGACCAGCUCUACGGAUCCAUAUCACCCGCUGCACUUCACUGCAUGUGUGUCCAGUGUGGUCACUGAAACAAGGAAAACAGAAGUGACUCCGAAGCCAUCUCAAGUAGUAACUGAAAGUCCUACUCUAUCACAAUCCACUGUGUCCACAAGCUCUGAUUCUUCCAAACCUGGUUCAGAAGAUGAAGAAGAGGCCUUGUGGAAAUCCCUCUCCCAGAACGAUGACCCGUAUCAUCCGUUGAAUUUCAGAGCCGCUUUACAGAGCUCACCAGCAAGUUUGAAGCACAGUUCCGAUUCAACCUGUCAGAAAACACGAAAUAAGACAGUUAAACACUUAAAACCCUCAAAGCCGCCUUUACGACCAAGAAAAGUGGCAUGCCAUUGCUGCCACAAAUUGUCUGAGACAUCAUGUGUGGUGCCAUGGAGAAGACAUGUUGGUCAGACAGCUGGACAGGGCAUUCAGAAGAAAACUACCACUUUGAAGAAGGUGAAAUUUUCUCCCAUUGUGCAAGUUCACAAGAUGCAAGCUUGGACCUUUGCUCUUCAGGCAUCACGUAAGGGACAGUGGGAGGAGUUUGCCCGGGACAGAGACCGCUUCCAAAAGAGAAUCAAAGAGACUGAGAAGGCCAUUGGCUACUGUUUUAGUAUGUCACACAGAGAAAAGCGCUGGGCCUAUAAGGACAGCACACAGUUAAAGUAACCAGUCCUCGAUCUGCACAUAAAUCUCAAUCCUCCUGAUUGUAAUCAUUGAUAGCUUUCAGGGAAGCCUUUAGACUGUUAUAUUGACAGUUUUACCUCAUCGCUGUGUUCCAACACAUUUUUUUGUGGUGACUGCAAACAAUUUUACCAUGCCUUACAGACUUUACAAUGUAACCGAUGUGAUCACAAAUAUUUAUUUUGAACACAAACUGUGCAUAUGUUAGAAUAGUGAAUAAGUCUUGUUGUUUUAACUUCGUUGAAGUUGAGUGAAGUAGAAUUCAGAAUUAUUUUAAAUUAUUUAUUACGUUGAAGGAAAUGCAAAAGAGCAAGCAAAGGACAGGUUACAAUGCACUGCAAUGUUUACAUUUUAUAGAUAUUUAGUUAAUCUAUCUUAUCAAAAAAUAAACAUUCUGUCAUCUUUUACUCACCCUCUUGUCAUUUCAAACCUGUAGUGCUAUCUUCCUUCUGCAGAACACAAAAUAAGAUAUUUUGAAGAAUGUUGGUAACCGAACAACACUUCACCAUUCGUUUGCAAUGGUUUUGUGUCUGAGCAAUAGAAGUGAAUGGGUACCGCCAUUGUUUGGUUACCAACAUUCUUCAAAAUAUCCUCUUUAGUGUUUUGAAGAAGCAAGAAAGUCAUACAGAUUUGAGAAUGAUUAGGGUGGGAAAAUGACAGAAUUGCAUUAUUUGUUUUUAUAGAUCUUUACGAUUUGUAUGUGGGGAAAAAUAAUUACAAACCAUAAACACUGUUUGCUUUUACAUGUGAAUAGUCUUUUAAUUGUCAUUUUACACUGUGAUUUUUCCACAUGUUGAAUUUACAGUUCUUUCCUUGAA